GGUUUGGUCCAAACGGCUCCGUACAGCCCGCUGCCUCCAACCCCAUCACGGGACGCGCGUGCGUUUGUUAGCUUGUGCGCGUGCACCCAAAGCUGUCAUCCAUCACCGUAAAAUCACAAUUGUUAACUACCAGCUGAUCAGGGAUCAGUGUGAGUGGCCGAGGGGACACGCGUGUAUGUGCGUGCGUGUGUUGACAUGCUCAUCUGCGCUAGAGGAGCCGCUCUUUGUCCGCGAUGACCACCAGGAGGAUGCUGUUUCUUUUCAAGAGGAGGUGAAUGAGUGAAGAGGUGCACUGGUGGACAGAGGAGGUGCUGUAUAUACACAGAGAGGAGGAGGUGUGGUGUAUCUACAGAGAGGAGGAGGUACGGUGCACACAGAGAGGAGGAGGUGUGGUGUAUCAACAGAGAGGCGGAGGUACGGUGCAUACACAGAGAGGAGGAGGCGCAGUGCAUACACAGAGAGCAGAAGGUGCGGUGUGCAUACAGAGAGGAGGUGCAGUGUAUACACAGAGAGGAGGAGGUGUAGUGUUUACAGAGAGGAAGUGCUUUGCAUACACAGAGAGGAGGAGGUGUGGUGUAUACACAGAGAGGAGGAGGUGCGGUGUAUACACAGAGAAGAGGAGGUGCGGUGUGUAUACAGAGAGGAGGUGCUUUGCAUACACAGAGAGGAGGAGGUGUGGUGUAUACACAGAGAGGAGGAGGUGCGGUGUGUAUACAGAGAGGAGGUGCUUUGUAUACACAGAGAGGAGGAGGUGCGGUGUGUAUACAGAGAGGAGGUGCUUUGCAUACACAGAGAGGAGGAGGUGCGGUGUGUAUACAGAGAGGAGGUGCUUUGCAUACACAGAGAGGAGGAGGUGUGGUGUAUACACAGAGGAGGAGGAGGUGCAGUGUAUAUACAGAUGUCAUGAGAUCAUGUAUCUGAGACUUGUUUGGAGACCAGGAGACCACUACAUGGCCUGGUACAACAUUGAUGGUUUAGAGUCCGAGCCUCAGGUUUGAUUUCCAGACGGAAGCACCAUCACGCAAUAAUGACCGCAACCUUUUAUUUAUUGAUCCCAAAUGACAAACCAAUGGGUCUCUCCUUUUAGGUAUGUGGAAAAGGUGAAGUUCUUCCUUUGAGACGUUAAAAGACCGUAGACCUCUGCCAUUGUUUAGUUGGUCUGUAUCAGGUGUAUUGAUCAGAUGUUAACAGUUGUUUAGUAUUGUUAUUACUAUUGUAAAUUAGAAACACAGAAGUCCGAUGACAUCACCGUCAGUUCUAAUGUCAUCAAAGGUCGAAAGAGAUUCAGACCCACAACUGCUCUCAGAGACACACUGGGGCCCUCAGUUACGUACGUUUGCAAAGGAAGCAUUAUCAGCGCCAUGGAAAACAGGAUACUUCAGUUUACGUUGUAUUUACAAAAUGUGAUGCUGCAGAGUGCAGACUAACGGUUUCAAAUGGUCCUGAUCCAAUAAGUGUAAAGUAGCAGGAGUUCAACACCUGCUGGAAUGGAAUGUGGACGCUGAGUCGGAGAUGCAACGUCAACGUCACGUUUCUUCCAGUAACUGUAAUGUUUCUGCUUCAUCUGUAACGCCGAAAGAUGUUCCCUCAAGUGAAGUGUGACCCUUGUGUUAAAACCCUUUCAGCUCGUCUUUGUCCUCUGCCAUCUCAGCAGGAGGCAUAUGAGAGGAAACCCACAUUCUGGUUUACACCUCCUUUUAGGAGGAGGACAAUUGUCUGUACAUACGGAGGAAUACAUAAUUAGGCACUUUACGAAUCCCCUCCCAUCUCUUUAUGGGAAACUCCCACUUUCCCCUUGACGCUCCUGUGAAUGCAUGACACAGAAAGCGUCAUUUGUCUUUUCAGUUCCAGCAGACAAGAGCAGACAAGAAGAACCACCGUAAGUUCCAAAGGUUUCACCCUAACCAACAACCACAAUUGAGUCUGAAGUUUCGCAAUUCCACAUACAACUGUGAACGCAGCGUAACAUCCAUGCAAUGGGGUCUGCUUCACCCACUCACGUAAUUAUUAGCAAUAUAAACUCAAAAUAUAGAAAUAAUGAAACAGUAACAACGAAACACAAACACAGUACUUUCAACCACACGCAUUUGAAAACAGAUAAUUGGGGGCUCGCUUUUUGAAUUUGGAUGUAUGUAAUGCUUUAAUUGAAGGCACUCUCUCCAGACCUGGAUCUAAUUGUGGGUACAGAGACGGGACCUUUUGGAGCAAUGUGGUAAAAUUGGAAAUACGAAUCAGCUGCAGGUUGAUACUAAUAAAUAAGUGCAUAUGUUGUAUUAAAAAUGUUGAUUCAGACUCACAAUGCCCAUUUUUUUGAUGUUCAAGAUAAAAAUGUCUCUUAUGGGAAAGACUACAACUCCCAGAGGAGUCUGCUGUGUUCAGCCUGGAGGUGAGCACUUCUGUCUGAUGCCGACUGCUUGGGCCCCUCGGAAAUGGAGUUCUUUGUAGAAGAUUUAACUACAACCUCACAUCAGGUUCUCACCACCUUUGUCUUUCCCUCCCAGUUCACCCAAUUAGACUGUUGCUAUCUCUCAAUUCGUCGGGCGAAUCCUACUGGGGACAUAUUCAUUGACCGCAUGCGUCACUUCGGCUGCGACCCGGCUGUCCAGUUCAGUCGGCUCCUUCAGCGCGGUGCAGGGACGCACACCUUCAGGUGGUGAGCUCAGCGGCCAUGUCUAAAGCGACGGUGAAGAAGCUGCACUGGCGCUCCAAGGUGCAGGAGAGCUUUGUCCCGCUGGGCGGUGGCUCCGGGGAGCUGGGGCUGGCCAUCGGGGGCGGGGCCGACUACGGCGAGUUUCCAUUUGUCACUGCGGCCCACGGGGGUGGGGCCAACGUGGGCGACAUCAUUUUAGAGAUCGGAGGGACGCCAGUAUUGGGGAUGACCCUUGGUGAUGUCAGAGGAGUCCUUAACUCCUGCCCCCAUCCAAUCAGAAUCAAGACCGUGUCACCAGGCUCGUCCCUCUGUAAGGACCUCAGGUUGUACCUCAGUAAGUGCUUCACUCCGGGCUCCAUGGACAGUCAGCUGCAGCAACUUAUCAGAGAGAACCUGUACCUACGAGCUGUGCCCUGUACGACCCGGCAGCCUCGGGAUGGGGAGAUCUCUGGCGUGGACUACAACUUUGUGUCCAUCGAGGAGUUCUUCUCUCUGGAAGAGUCGGGCGCUCUCCUGGAGAGCGGAAAGUUCAAAGGGAACUAUUACGGAACGCCUCGCCCCGUCCACAUUGGCCUGGAGUCUCCACCAAUCACGUACCAGGAGCACAGGAACCUGCUAAGGAACUUCAGGACCAGAAGCAAGUCUCUGAGCAACCUGGAGAAAGCUGUCGAGGAAGGAGACAACAGUGAGGAGGACGGUGGCCCGUCAGCAGGUUCGGCUGGAGUCCCGCCCACCAUCAUCUCUCUCAGCCCAUCGUGGGAGUCUGCAGUGGGGAGGGAGGGAGCGGAGAACGGAGCAGGAGGAAGGGGAGUAGGUAGAGGAAGAGGAGGAACUGGAGGAGCAGCAGCAGGUCCACUGCCUGAGAACUGGGAGCUGGCCUUCAGUGAAUCAGGAGAGCCGUAUUACAUCAACCACCACUCAAAGACAACCAGCUGGCUGGAUCCUCGCACUCAGAGCAAAGAGACGACUCCCUUCACAGAACUCCCAGAGUUCACGGAGCAGCCUGGCCUUCUGAAGGGUUACUCCAUCCACACGAGGCUCGCUAAAGGCCCCCGAGGGUUUGGCUUCAACAUCGUUGGGGGGAGUCGACCCAAAGAAUUUUUGCAGGUGUACAGUGUCACACCUGGAGGACCUCCAGCAUUGAAUACAGCCGACAUUCUGGUGUACAUCAACGAGAGCAGUGUGCUGGGUAGCUCCCACAAAGAGGUGGUGGAGAUGCUGAAGGCGGUGCCAAUGGGUCAGAGCGUGGACGUGGUGCUAAGGAGAGGAUACCCAAUGCUCUACAACCCGGACGGUUGUCCCAAGCAGAGCCCGGAGACGCUAAAGACUCCCAGUGAGCCCCCGUAUCCCCCCAACGCUAACCGCCACCUUCCGCCAGGGUUGAGGCAAACCCCGCCCUCCUACGCCCCUCAGCCAAUGACCAACGGGCUGACAGGCCUGAGGACGCCCCCCUCAGGCCCAUUGCCACCUCCUGAGAGGACAGGGCCCAACAAUCCCAAAGACUCCGACGGGGGUCUGUCGAACGAGGGAGCGCGCAGGUCUUCUCUGAUUUGCUACAGCAGCAGCACCCUCCCCACCUUCUCCUCUUCCUCCCUCCUCCUCCACCAGAGCUCCAAGUCUUCAGAGAGUGACCUGUCCACGUCAACGCUCCCCACCUCAUCCUCCACACUCCCCAUCAGUUACUCCUCCCAUGCCCACUCCAAGCCAAACCCCUCUCAACCGGAGACUGGCCUCUACCAAAGUGAUGUUGCUCACAUGCCCACCUCCUCCUCGCCUCCUGGUGCUCCCGUGCCCCAGAACUUCCCCCUCGCCCCGCCCCCUCUAGCAGACCCCCUGACCUGCGGCUUCAAUGGCUGUCCGGCCAACCACCCGUUGCUGCCCACCCCCCCGGCCCCCAGAGGAAACCCUCUAGACCUGGCGCUCCCCCCCCUAGAGGCGGCUCCUCCCGGGGAACUGGUGCCGGUGACACUGGCGCACGGCGAGAGCGGCGGGCUGGGGUUUAGCGUGACGCAGGGGGCAGGGUGGGGGGGUCAGCUGGCGGUGGUGAGGCGGGUCUGGGACCGGAGGCGCUGCCCCUCCCUGCAGACAGGCGACACCAUCGUGAAGGUCAACGGGGCCGACGUGCAGAACCUCGGCGUCUGUCAGGUCCAGAGACUCCUGCAGGAAAACACAAAGAAGGGGGAGGUGGUUCUCCUGGUCUUCAGAGGAGCAGGUUCCGUGUUGUCUCCGGUCGUCACCCCUAACCUCUACAAGCUACUCCCCUCCCCACACAGCCCGGCCGCGCCCACUUCCUCCAAAACCCCAACCUCACCCGACUUGACUCUUCCGAACACCGGUGAUUUAAUGGGGGGCGUCUCCCCCCUCGGCCCGUCUGGUUUGGUACUGGAGUGUUCCAGGGAGGUACCUGCCAUGGGGACCCCCCAAGAAGCCCCGGACGCCCCGGCGUCGACUCUCAUCCAGAGCACUAGCUUUCUGGACUCGGUUCCUGUGACCUUGACCUUAGAGCCGCGAGACCUUCUUGGAGUGGAGGAGGGCGCCGGCCGGCCUCCUCCCACCAGAGAAGGAGCACCGCGUGGAGCACUGGGAGCAAUUGCCAAGGAGGGAAGAGCAGGAGCAACGAGGAUGGUGGAGGUGGAUCUGAGGAGGCGAGCAGGAGAAGGUUUCGGAUUUGUCAUUGCUUCUCAGGAAGCAAGUGAUGCCCCCUCCCUGAUGUCCCACCGCUUCGUUACUGUGCGUCGCGGCAGCCCGGCGGCUCGUAGCGGGCAAAUUCAGCCUGGAGACCAGCUGGAUGCGGUGGAGGGCCGAGGGGUCGGAGGUCUGCAGCACCGAGACCUGGCCCAGAUCCUCAGGAGGGCUGGGAACACCCUGAGAUUGAGCAUCACACCAAGGCACCACUCGUCCUCUCUGUUGGGGGGGGGGGACCUGGACAUCGCCGGCCAGCUGGUGAAAGAAUCCAGAGGGAGAUCAAAGGAAGAGUCCAGGUUCUACAACGUGGAUCUGGAACGAGGUCCCACCGGGUUCGGGUUCUCUCUGCGGGGGGGCAGCGAGUACAACAUGGGGCUCUAUGUCCUAGGACUGAUGGAGGGGGGGCCGGCCCAGCGUAGCAACAAGAUACAGGUGUCAGACCAGCUGGUGGAGAUCAAUGGCGACAGCACAUCGGGGAUGACUCACAGUCAGGCUGUGGAGCAAAUCAGGCGAGGAGGACAACGGAUCCACCUGGUGCUGAAAAAGGGAAAUGGAUACGUGCCUGAUUAUGGCCCUGAGGAAGGAGGACUUCCUAACUCCUCCUCAUCACACGCGGAGGAGAACGAUUCAAUGACAGUAACCACGACAACCGCCUCCCUCUGCAAGCCGCAAGGAGAAGAAGGGAAGAGGAGGACGAAGAGAGGAGUAGUCGCCACACAAAGAACCAGAAAAAAAAGAGAAGAAGGAAGAGGACCUCCUGAUCUGGACUUAGACAUGGUGGAGGAAGAGGCAUGGGGGGUGGAGGAGGAGCGGAGGAGGAGGGGAAGAAGAAAAAUUCACACUGUCAGGCUGAGGGAAAACUGAGACAACCAGGACGAGGGGAGGAAAUAAAGCGGGGACUUACCCAGGAUCAGUGCUCAGUCCCGGGACACGGUGCUGCCGCUGAAGGAGGUGUCCGGAGGAGGGGCAAGCGAGAGGAAGAGGGCAACCAACAGAAACAUGGAGGAGGAGAAGAGGAGAGAGGGGAGAGACAACAGCACCACCCGCCCCCCCCCCCCAUCUCAAAGUAUUCUGGGAGAUUGGGCGUUCUCCUUCCUCAUGCCGAUGUAUGACAACGACAGCAAAUCAACAACCAUCAUCUCAGAGGUCAGCCAAUCAGCUUUUUUAGGCUAUUUGUAAGGGCUUUUUUGAUUGGCCUUCUGAGAGAGGACCGGCAUUGACCUGCACCUCAUUGGAUGUCUACUUGGGAUGAGAAGUAAGCAGACAAGAACUUGAUUUUGAUUGGAACUUUUGAGGCCUCUGAUUGGGCAAUGACAUUUAUGCUUCUCACAUGGCCGUCUAAUUAAUGCCAUCAACUUUAAAAUUGUAUGCAAACAAUGUGAGUGUGUUUCUGACGAAGGUCCCGUCCUCUGUAAUCCGAGCAUGUGAAUAUCACUGGAAUGAUUUUUUAUUUUUAUAAACGCGUAGAGGCUUGAUGACAUUGAUAUUAUUGUUAUUAUAGUUGGAUGAUCCAAUUUGCCUGCUUGACACUUGAUGAUGUAACAGAGCCAUAACACACACUCACACACAGUUCAGGUCCAGCUGUCGUCCUGCUGUCUGUCAAUAACCAUAGCAUGGCCACGGCAACCAGCUGACCCGUCUCUAUAGCAACGGCCGAGGCGAGGCUUGGCACUCGGACCCGGAUCACAACAAGUGCCUCAUUUUGUUUCUAGCCUUUGUCCUACAGAUCGACUUCCUGCGCCCCCCCCCCCCUCCCCACCUUCCCUCCAACACACAGUUUUAUAUAUUGAAUAUGUUUCAUUUAAUAGACUGAAAUGAAAUUUAGCAUGUAAAAACACAUGAGGAAGUAGUUGGUUCAACUCUCAUCCAUCAUUUAUCCAGUUUUUUAAAAACUUUCUGUAUUGCUGUUCUUCUGUCUCUCUCUUUCUUUCUCAGUAUGUCUGUCUUAUUGUCUCUGUCUCUCUGUCUGUAUGCAUGCCUCCUGCGGUUACGCACUCACCAUCGGGCUGCACUUUAGUCCCGCCCCUCAGCCUGUUCCCUACAAAGGGCAUGUUGGAGCUUUCUUCUUCUUCUAUGCAGCUUAUUGAGGCAGCCCGCUGAUGAUCAGGUGGUCUGGACUCGAAAAUUCAGGUUCUGGUCCGAAGAAGACCAGCGAAAAUAGAAAAUGCACAUUGUGAGCAUUAAGAAUUGAAAAUAUACAUUUAAAUGUAGUCUCAUAAUUUCAGCUCAGUUUGGUGUUUGAGUUAUGACAUUCUCACGUGAACUGAUGACAAAAGAUUGUGUUCCGUUCUGUGUUCUGUUAAUAAAAACAACAAGUACAAAUAUCCAGAUAGACAGACACAAAGUCACAGGUCAUUACAGUGUUCCAGCUGCAGUCUGUAGUGUAAAGCAUCACAUGAAGAUUCAUAAAGAUAAUAAAACAUAUUUAAAUGUGCUUCAGUCACAAACUAACUUUAUAUUCAUGAUGAAAAGCAACUUGCAUGUUUCAUAAGAAUCUGCUCUAUGAUGAUGUCAGAGGCUCAGAUGUAUGUGGGUGCUGGCAUCAGUUAUUGUGUUGGAAGUCUUAUUUUGAAAAUCUCAACAGAUGUAUUUUUGCACAGAAAAAAGCAAAAAAACGAAUCAAUGGUGCCCAGUGCCGUUCACGUCCCCGUCUCUGUUACCAUGACAACGCUCCCUAGAGGCAAGCGGAUAACAGCUUUUGUGUAGCUAAGCGACAGGCGGAAGUAGCUCACAGUGACUCGUUUAGAUCUAUUAAAGAUGACAGAAAAUGUAUAAAUGAAUUGCUGUUAUUAUUCUGAGGGUUCAGUUAUGAUCAAUAAAUGGAUUCAUUCAAGUCCUGUUGUGUGGUCAGCCUCACCUGGCCUCCCCAUAAGACUCUUUCCUCCCCUAAACCCUGACCCCUUAGGGACUUAAUUGAGGUCACCUGGUAAGUGGAGUUUCAGAGUCUAUGAGGGCUUUUGAAGGGUGUCAAUUUGAAGGGACAAUACAUGCCACGUCACCAUGACGAUUUAUAAUUGAGGGUAUAUAUGUAAUACUCUCUAAUUUGGAUGUCUUUUAUGCUCGUUCCCCAUAAAAUGUGAGGUGAUUUUAGAUAAUGUUUACGUUUUAUCAAAUUGCUUUUUUUAAUGUUUCAUGAGUAGAUGAAUAAAUAUUGUCUGAUUUUGUA
This is a messenger RNA of Pungitius pungitius (ninespine stickleback), 8501 nucleotides long. RefSeq names its product MAGI family member, X-linked a (gene magixa). Gene Ontology annotation, cellular component: cell-cell junction; cytoplasm. Bases 2669 to 6199 code for a protein of 1176 amino acids. Gene Ontology annotation, molecular function: protein binding. The transcript is spliced from 21 exons. Gene Ontology annotation, biological process: signal transduction. The record is from RefSeq and is a predicted model, not a curated record. Lineage: Eukaryota; Metazoa; Chordata; Actinopteri; Perciformes; Gasterosteidae.